This is a messenger RNA of Lepus europaeus (European hare), 3461 nucleotides long. Its product is annotated as ZZ-type zinc finger-containing protein 3-like. NCBI's taxonomy places the organism in Eukaryota, Metazoa, Chordata, Mammalia, Lagomorpha, Leporidae. Gene Ontology annotation, molecular function: zinc ion binding. The record is from RefSeq and is a predicted model, not a curated record.
CGGCGUUCGGCCCCACGCAAAAGAUACCAAGUUUUGCUAGUAGAACCAUAAAAAUAAUUAAUACCUGAAGUCUCAAUGUAUGGACAUUAACAGUGAUGACAAAUAAAUACAGACGUUUGGGAUUCAGAUACUAGGCGAAACACUUUUAAAAAGGCUUUUAAGAAACACAUGUACAGGAUCUUUUCUGUCUUAUUACUGUAGAACUCAGCUGAGUUUAGAAGGUUCUAGUAUUCUCCAUGGCUGAAGCUGAGAGUCUGAAACCCUGAUGCUUAAGCUCUAUUCUAGAUCAUAGCGCCAGCUCCUUCAGGAUAUAAGGAAAAGAGAUAAUAUUUCCACAAUAAUAGAUCUUUGGUUAUAUAGGUUUCCCAAUGAGUGGAUCAUGAUGACCGUAAUGUAGGGACUUGCCAUAGUAUGGCUGCUUCCCGAUCUACUCGUGUUACAAGAUCAACAGUGGGGUUAAACGGCUUGGAUGAAUCUUUUUGUGGUAGAACUUUAAGGAAUCGUAGCAUUGCUCACCCUGAAGAAAUCUCUUCUCAUUCUCAAGUAUGAUCAAGAUCACCAAAGAAGAGACCAGAGCCUGUGCAAAUUCAGAAAGGAAACAACAAUGGAAGAACCACUGAUUUAAAACAGCAAAGUACUCGGGAGUCAUGGGUAAGCCCUAGGAAAAGAGGACUGUCUUCUUCAGAAAAGGAUAACUUAGAAAGGCAGGCUGUAGAAAAUUGUGAGAGAAAGCAAACAGAACCUGUUUCACCAGUUUUAAAAAGAAUUAAGCAUUGUCUUAGAUCUGAAGCACCAAACAGUUCAGAGGAAGAUUCACCUAUAAAAUCAGACAAGGAGUCGGUAGAACAGAGGAGUACAGUAGUGGACAAUGAUGCAGAUUUUCAAGGGACGAAACGAGCUUGUCGAUGUCUUAUACUGGAUGAUUGUGAGAAAAGGGAAAUUAAAAAGGUGAAUCUCAGUGAGCAAGGGCCACUUAAUUCUGCAAUAGUUGAAGAAAUCACAGGCUAUUUGACUGUCAAUGGUGUUGAUGACAGUGAUUCAGCUGUUAUAAACUGUGAUGACUGUCAGCCUGAUGGGAACACUAAGCAAAAUAGCACUGGUUCCUAUGUGUUGCAGGAAAAAUCAGUAACUGAAAAUGGGGAUUCGGAAACCCAAACUUCAAUGUUCCUUGACAGUAGGAAGGAGGACAGUUACGUAGACCAUAAUGUGCCUUGCACAAAUUCAGAAGUGCAGGUCAAGUUGGAGGACCACAAAAUAGUAACUGCCUGCUUGCCUGUGGAACAUGUUAAUCAGCUGACUGCUGAGCCAGCUACAGGCCCUGUUUCUGAAAUUCAGUCAUCUUUAAGGGAUUCUGAGGAAGAAGUAGAUGUGGUGGGAGAUAGCAAUGCCUCAAAAGAGCAGUGUAACGAAAACACCAAUAACGUCCUGGACACAGCUCUUGAAAGUACACCAGUCUCUGGAGAAUCGGAACCAUCUUCUGUUCUAGACUGUGUUUCAGCUCAAAUGAUGUCUUUAUCAGAACCUCAAGAACAUCGCUAUACCUUGAGAACUUCACCACGAAGGGCGGUACCCAGAGGUAGUCCCACUAAAAACAGUUCUCCUUGCAGAGAAAAUGGACAAUUUGAGGAGAAUAAUCUUAGUCCCACUGAAACAAAUCCAACUGUUAGUGAUAAUGUAAGUGAGUCUCUCACAAAUCCUGAUGAAAUUUCUGAAAAUGAAAAAGAUAAAUGUUGUGACUCUCAAAAUUACAGAAGUGAUGGACUAAGUAAGCCACCCUCAGAAGCAAGACUCAAUAUUGGACAUUUGCCAUGCAAAGAGAGUGCCAAUCAGCACAUUACAGAAGAGGAAGAUGAUGAUCCUGAUGUUUAUUACUUUGAAUCAGAUCAUGUGGCACUGAAACACAACAAAGAUUAUCAGAGACUGUUACAGACAAUUGCUGUACUCGAGGCUCAGCGUUCUCAAGCAGUCCAAGACCUUGAAAGUUUAGGCAAACACCAGAGAGAAGCUCUAAAAAAUCCCAUUGGAUUUGUGGAAAAACUCCAGAAGAAGGCUGAUAUAGGGCUUCCAUAUCCACAGAGAGUUGUUCAGUUGCCUGAAAUUGUAUGGGACCAAUAUACCAUUAGCCUUAGAAACUUUGAAAGGGAAUUUAAAAAUCGUAAAAGACGUACUAGGAGAGUUAAACUAGUUUUUGAUAAAGGUUUACCCGCUAGACCAAAAAGUCCUUUAGAUCCUAAGAAGGAUGGAGAGUCUCUUUCAUACUCUGUGUUGCCUUUGAGUGAUGGUCCGGAAGGCUCACACAGUCGCCCUCAUAUGAUAAGAGGCCGCCUUUGUGAUGAUAUCAAACCACAAACAUUUAACCAACUGUGGACUGUUGAAGAACAGAAAAAACUUGAACAGCUACUCCUGAAAUACCCUCCUGAAGAAGUAGAAUCUCGACGCUGGCAGAAGAUAGCAGAUGAACUGGGCAAUAGGACGGCAAAACAGGUUGCGAGCCGAGUACAGAAGUAUUUCAUAAAGUUAACUAAAGCUGGCAUUCCAGUCCCAGGCAGAACACCUAACUUAUAUAUAUACUCCAAAAAGUCUUCAUCAAGCAGAAGACAGCACCCCCUUAAUAAGCAUUUCUUCAAACCUUCCACGUUCAUGACUUCUCAUGAACCACCAGUGUAUAUGGAUGAAGAUGAUGACCGAUCCUGUUUUCACAGCCAUAUGAACACUGCUAUUGAAGAGGCAUCAGAUGAAGAAAGUAUUCCUAUUAUGUAUAGGAAUUAACCUGAAUAUAAAGAACUACUACAGUUUAAAAAGUUAAAGAAGCAGAAACUUCAGCAAAUGCAGGCUGAAAGUUGAUUUGUGCAGCAUGUUGGCUUCAAGUGUGAUAACUGUGGCAUAGAACCUAUCCAGGGUGUUCGGUGGCACUGCCAGGAUUGUCCUCCAGAAAUGUCUUUGGAUUUCUGUGAUUCUUGUUCUGACUGCCUACACGAAACAGAAAUCCACAAGGAAGAUCACCAAUUAGAACCUAUUUAUAGGUCAGAGACAUUCUUAGACAGAGACUACUGUGUGUCCCAGGGCACCAGUUAUAAUUACCUUGACCCAAACUACUUUCCAGCAAACAGAUGACAUGGAAGAGAACAUCAUUUCCUAGUCCUCUUCAGCACAUAGCAAUGGUAUCAUUGUUAAGUAUGUGCACAGUUUGGAAAGAUUCUCUGCUUUCCCUGAAGUGACACUCACAGCAUGAGAGCUUCCCGAGUGUUCUCGUCAAGUACAGCCCUGCACGGUUGGGGCUCUAGAUCACUAUCCAGCAGCUGAACAUUCCUGGUGAGCAAAGGGUUUCCCUGGGGAAUUCCUCACCACCACCUUGAAAGCCUUUAGGUGGUGAUCUUAAAUGUGCGAGAUGGAAACGAGAGCACACAUUAAAGUGAGAGUAAAUUCCAAAGGUUUCAGAGAACUUGAUCACAGAUAUGAUA